This is a messenger RNA of Siniperca chuatsi (mandarin fish), 4111 nucleotides long. RefSeq lists its product as uncharacterized. The transcript has 9 exons. Gene Ontology annotation, biological process: response to bacterium. The record is from RefSeq and is a predicted model, not a curated record. The coding region runs from base 847 to 1869 and encodes 340 amino acids. Lineage: Eukaryota; Metazoa; Chordata; Actinopteri; Centrarchiformes; Sinipercidae.
GAGCCUGUUGCUUUUCUUGACUCACAGCUUUCUUUCUGUUCUCUUUUCUUCUGCCUUGUGAUAUUUUUACUCUUCUUCCUGUCUUACCCCCUUUUCUUAUUUGCUACUGACCUUGACGAUACCAUAACUUUUCCUCGAGACCCACCUGCAUGUUCACAUUUUUGGCUUUUACUUAAAUACCUUGACGGCUGUUCAAUGGAUUGCUAUGGAAUUUGAUGGAGAUAUCCAUGGUGCUCAGAGGAUCAAUCAUAAUGUUUGUGGCUUUUCCUCUUACACCACCAACAGGAUGACUUCCUUGUGAUGAACUCGGAAAUAUUUGAUUUCUGGAAUAGACGAGGACAACCCAAAACGCACAUUAGCUCUGGUCUGUGAGACUUAACCAUCUUUUUUGGGGAGGGAGCACUGGUUCAGCCUGGCUUUCAGCUCCUUUGAAGGACACACUUUAUAGGCCCUGGACUUUGAUACAGCUUGUGAAUCUUUCCUCUGAAAUACAGGAUGUGAUGCAUUUGAGACAUUUCUUGCAGUACAUACCACAAGCAGCAGUAGUGAUCAUGGCAAUUGAUACUUGAAGUCCAGGCACAAAGACAAAAAAAUCACUCAGGGAAAGACAAGUGUGUUCAAAAUAAGAGUCAACAGUGAAAAGUAAACCAUCUUGACAUUGGCUAUGAAGGAUGAAAGAGAGGUAAUAUGCUUUACAAAGACCAGGAUGAGACCAAUGUGACAGGAAGUGCACUUUGCAUAUUCUGUGAUAACCAAUCAGAUGCAUUUGAUGGUCUGACCUAUCACGACCAUCUUACCUCCUUCACACUGAAAUACCAAUAAGUCUCCUAAAAAGAGACAGUGAAGAUGAUCCUGUUAUGGGUUACGCUGCUUGUUCUUCAUCAAGUAUAUGCACUGGUUCCUGUGACCACAGUUCAACUUGGUGAACCUGCAACCUUCACGUGUGCUCUGCCAAAUAUUGAGAUCAGCCGUAUAAAACUCUACUGGUACAAGCAGCGUGCCGGGGAGACUCUGAAAUUAAUUGUGACAGUGUGGAAAUCUGCAAAACCUGAGUAUGCACCAGCGUUUUCUGUCUCAAGAUUGGAUGUAAACGUUUCUAAGAAUAUCAGCAACCUCACCAUUCUGAGGACAAUUCAAGAAGAUGAGGGAAUGUAUCACUGUGCAGUCCUGGAGUGGAUUAACAUUACUUGGACGGGGACCUAUUUGUCUUUAGAAGGAAACAAUCAGAGGACAUCAAACUAUACUGUUGUUCAGGGGCCGACUGUAUCUGAUCCAGACCGUCCAGGAGACUCAACUCUCCAGUGUUCAGUCCUCUCUGACUCUGACAACAAGACGUGUCCAGGAGAUCACAGUGUGUACUGGUUCAGAGCCGGAUCAGAUAAAUCUCAUCCACACAUCAUCUACACUGAUGGAAAUAGACAUGAUGAAUGUGACAAGAGAUCUGACUCUCAGAAAAGCUGUGUUUAUCGCUUCUCUAAGACCGUCAGCUCCUCUGAUGCUGGAACGUACUACUGUGCUGUGGCCACAUGUGGGGAGAUAUUAUUUGGAGAUGGAACUAAACUACCAAUCGAGCAAACAGCAAGUUAUGAAUUUAUUGCACUGGUGAUAGCAAUAGUCUGCUUGGUCAUUUCUAUGAUUGGAAAUAUUGUUUUCAUCUGUCACCGAACACCAAGAGGCAUAUGUGAACAAUUUAAAGAAAGUGCCGCUUCAUCAGCAAGUCAUGACAGCUCGAGCCAACCAGUACAUGAUGUUAUUGAAAGUGAUCUGAACUAUGCUGCAUUGCAUUUCACUGGAAGGAAAGCUACAAGAGGAAGGAAGAAGAAAGAGUUGAACACUGAAGAAUGUGUGUACUCUCAAGUUAAACAUUGACAAUCAGUGUGUCCAUGUAAACCUGUGGGUUAGUUUAUAGGACUGACCUCUGAGAGUCUGAAUAAAUGUAAUAAGUUCCCUUCAAACUUUGUUGAGAGUGAGCAUACAUACAUACGUGUAUGGUCCCUACUGGUAUAUGCAUAAGUUCUUUAUGUUCUCAUCUCUCAUCUCUGCUUUUUCUUAUUAAUAAUUGUUUAUACAUUCAAUUUACAGCAUAUAAGACACAACAUAACAAAGAGAUACAACAGGCCAUAACACACGUAGUUACAAACAAAAGGGGAAAAAUAUGUGCUUCUAAAUAUUAGUUGUCUUCAUUUGAAAUUAUGUGACACUGUGUCUUGUAAAUAAAUUGAAAUUGCUCAAAUACUUAUUGAAUGAUAAAUGUUCACAUCUUAAAUCACUUUGUCACUGCCACUUUGACUUGGUUUCUUUGUCGUGUUAUCAUCUUUUUGUUAAUUUUUAAUAAGGGAUGUAACAAUUCUCAUUUCUAAAUGUUGUCUUCAUUUGAAAUUAUUUGACACUGUCUUGUAAAGAAAUUGCUUGUAAAGAAAUUGCUCAAAUACUUAGUGAAUGAUAAAAAAAGUUUACAUCUGAGAGGCUUUGUGACAGAGGGACCAAGAGGGGAGCAUCUUAAUGCACAUGAGUUCUAUUAGAGCGAGAAAAGCCACAGGUCUUGGUUGAGAGCAAAACUGAUCUGCGCACACAAAACUCAACUCAAACAAGCUGCAGCUAAUUAGGCUGCUUUUCUGAUCCAUAUCAGUGUAAAAACUACACAUGACUGAUAUUUCUGUGAAACUGCUGCUACAUGCAGUAUCCAGGGCUGCCUACUUUCAGUGUACGGUUGGGUGAGGCGGUCUCCCCUGCUAUAAAAUGCUUCAACGAUGCUUAAAGUUAUUUGUCUGGUGACUGCUGAUUGAAGGUAAACCAUGAUAACAAUUUUAGCAACCUGACCAUUCUGAGGACAAUCCAAGAAGAGGAGGGAAUGUAUCACUGUGCAAUAACAUGGUGGAUUACGAAUCCAGAGUGGAGUGGGACAUAUUUGUUACCAAAAGGAAACACAGGACAUCAAACUAUGCUGUUAUUCAGAGGCCAACAGUAUCCGAUCCAGACCGUCCAGGAGACUCGACUCUCCAGUGUUCAGUCCUCUCUGACUCUGACCAAACCGAAAAGCACAAGAACAAUAUAAAGACUGAAGCUGAUGACAAAUUGAACAAUGCUGCACUGAAUUUCUUUGAGAAAAAAGAGAGGAAGAAAGAAGAGAGAGUUUGCGGAGGACAGUGUGUUCUCUCAAGUUAAAUGUUAAUACAGUUUAUAAUGUUGAGCAUUUUAUCUGACCUUUUACAUCGUGUUAGAUUAUGUGCUUGCAUUUGUUUUUUGUUGGUCUUACAUCUUAGCUCAGUUGCUAUUAUCAAGGAUAUUAGAACAAUCAAAGCCUAUAAAAUACAAUUUUUUACAUAUAAUUAUGUCUCAGGUUUUUGACGCAAAAUGUACUUUUUGACAAAUGCUUGUUGUCUUAAUCUGAAAUUAUUUGUAAAUUGCUGCAAUGAAGAAUUCUUAAAUUAAACAGCUAAAAUGCUUUCAAUGUGUAAAUGUGGUUGCAACCCACCUGUGAAUGCAAACAACUAGAGAGAGAGAAAAGCAGGAAAAGGAAAAGGAGCAGCAAAAGGAGAAAUCUGCUAAAACAUUCACAUUAAUUUAAUUUUAGUGUAUCUAUAGAUUAGUAUAGUGCAUAUACAGAAAUUCAGUUUUGAGACUGAAACACAUUCACUCUGGCAAAAUGAAAAAAUGUAACUUUAAAAAGACAGCAUACAGAGUAUAAUAAUAUAUACACUGUUGAAUCAAAAAGCAGAGAUCAUCGUGAUCCUGAUGUCUGGUCAAAAGAUAAAGGUUGACUAAACAGAUUUUUUUUUUAAACUCUUUUUCCUAUAAAACAUGAACCAGAUUAAAUGCUUAUCUUAAAAUGAAGUUAUUGAGGUUUCAUAUUUGAAACAAAUAAAAAACAUGUGUACAUUUCAAUUUAAGAAAUGUUUCUUACUUACUUACUUUGUUAUGAACCUGGAUACAUCCUCCCAGCUUAAUAGCUCUAGAGAGUACUCCAUCAAUUGUGUAAUGUUUCAUGAGGAAAAAAACAGCUACAUUGUUAAACACAUACAAACAACAUUUAAAUUAUUCUUUCCUCUUUAAAUGGCUGUCAUGUAAUGUCAUAUGGCAUGGGUGCAAUGAUAAACCUAUAAAGAUUAUC